CACUUGCUGGCGUUCUCUGCCUUUUCUGCUCAUCAUCUCCAUUUGUUACCACUUCCCUCAGGAAGAGGCAAUGUGCUUAGUCCGGACGAUGAGCCCCAGGCCUCUGUCUGCAAGGAAUGCUGUUGCGUGGCUGGCUGUGUGGGCAGGAUGAUAGUAGGAAAAACAACAGCUCGUGCUCCAGAUGUGCUGUGUGACUGUGGGAAGUCCCCUGGCUUCUCUGGGCCCCGGUUUUCUCUAAGAGGAUAUCAGUAAUGCCCCUGCCCACGAGGAGCAAAUGAACUGUGUGUGGCAGCACUUUGCAAAGUACGAAGCUGUAUCGUGUCAGGAGCGUGCCUCCGAUUACCGGGCUCCAAACCGUGGGUUCGCCUUGCACGGCUGCCUCUGGUUUUGCCAGUGGCCAGAUAGCUUCCAUAUCCCUUUGGAUUUUGCUGUUCAGAAGCCUUUGAUGGCUCCUUAUUUCCCACCUUAUCAUGACCACACCCCCUUGCCUGGCUUUUCAGGCCCAACCUAGUUAAUUAAGCCGUGUCUGACCUCUCCUAAUCUGUGGCUCACCUACCCCACAUGUGAGUGCCAAGCUCAUUCCCAUGGCUCUACCUUUGCUCCAGUGCCGUGGUCGGCAAACCGCGGCUCGCAAGCCACAUGCGGCUCUUUGGCCCCUUCAGUGUGGCUCUUCCACAAAAUUCCACAAAAUACCACGUGCGGGCGCGCACGUACAGUGCAUUCUCCUCCACUCCCUGUCCUGUCCUGACCUGAGGCUGAUGCAGGAAGCUUCCUGGCCACCCACCAUCCGUACGCAUCCUUCUUCAAAGCCCAGUGCAGGAGUCUGCUCUCCCAUGAGACCUUGCCGUUCACAUCAGCCCUUGUCCAUCACGUUCUCUAAAUUUGCGUAAUGCUUAUAACUUAAAUCCUUUCACUUAACAACUAGCCAGUUUGAGUUUUAUUAGUUUGCUCUUUCAUUUGCAUUAGUUCUGUUUCCCUGAGUUUCCUUUACAUUCCCUGCAAGUGGAGUCCAGGAUUUCUCUUUUGGCAUCUCCUACAGCAUCUGGCACAGUGCUGAGCAUCAGGCAGAGGAUGUCAGCUUCCUCUACCAUCCCUGUGCCCACCCCUGGCUGAAGCUCCAGCUGGUCCUCCUGGCCCACGUCCACGUGGCCCAGCCCUCCCUGGCCCCUGACGCCAGCCUCACUCAGGACCGGCCCCUGGUGCUGGAAGCGUGGGGGGUGGUGCUGGAGAUGGCAUGGGUGGAGCCAGCCUGGGCUGCCCACUUGCUGAAGCGAAGGCGGUGGAAGAGGCAGAGGAAGAAGGCACAGUUCCUGUCCGACAGCCUUUCUGGGCCCUCUCCCUGGGCGCAAACGCCGGGCAGAGGGAAGCUGUGCCGGAGAGGGUGUGUGCAGGCCCCAGCUUUGGCCUUUACUCUGCGGAGCUGGCGGCCCCCAGGCCCAGAGGUGGUGUCUCGAGGGCCCAGGCAGCACUCCCCUGGUGGUGCCAAGAGGCGCGGGCUUCGGGCCGCCCUUGGUCUCCAGCCUACUUCCUCAGCCCCGAGGUUCCCCUCCGCUUCCCCAUGGAGCGUGGAGACCAGGAAGCCCAAGCUAGGAACCCCAGGUGAAGGGGGUGAUGCUCCAUUUGUGCCCACUGCCCCCCUGCUGCCUGGGGGGCCUCGAGGCAGUGCCAGCUCCAGGAUAGAGGCCCAGGUGCCCAAAGGGCAGGGCAGCCCAGGUGGCUGUGCCUGUCCAAGCCAGGCUUCCCCCGCCCCUCGGGCAGCAGCGCCUCCGCGGGCAGCCCGGGGCCCCACCCCACGCACGGAGGAAGCCGCCUGGGCUGCCAUGGCCCUGACCUUUCUGUUGGUGCUGCUCACCCUGGCCACACUCUGCACUCGGCUGCACCGAAACUUCCGACGCGGGGAGAGCAUCUACUGGGGGCCCGUGGCGGACAGCCAGGACACUGUGGCUGCUGUGCUGAAGAGGCGGCUGCUGAUGCCCCCGCGCCGGGUCAGGCGCUCACGCCGGAGACCCCUCCUCCCACCCACGCAGGACAGCGGCCCAGAUGGGGACAGCUCCGACUGACGUGCCCCGGCCCUGCCACUGUGGCAGGUUUUGCCCCUCCUCCCCCGGGGAGGCCCUGACCUCUGCCACGUGGACCACGCGCAGGGCCGCCCUCUGGUGGCCGGAUGGAGCAUUUGCAGAAGGGUUCGUUCUUAAUGUGGUGUUUGUGGGGAAGGGUGGCCCAAGGAAGAAAAAGGAGCUGUUGUAGCCUCCUUUGCCAAAACUCUGUAUUUUUAACUAAAUUAUUUUAGUAGAA
Messenger RNA from Myotis myotis, 2295 nucleotides. It is a transcript of the gene TP53I13, whose product is annotated as tumor protein p53 inducible protein 13. Bases 1230 to 2060 code for a protein of 276 amino acids. The transcript is spliced from 5 exons. The record is from RefSeq and is a predicted model, not a curated record. Lineage: Eukaryota; Metazoa; Chordata; Mammalia; Chiroptera; Vespertilionidae. Gene Ontology annotation, cellular component: cytoplasm.